AUGCUACGAAAGAAGGACUCGUUCACCCUGAUCACGCCCAUUCCAGGCUUCAUCCCGCGCCAGCUGGCCAUCGACAUUCUCCACUCGCACUCCGAGGUCAUAACACUGAACCCGCUUGUGCUCGAUCACAAGCCCAUCGCGGCCCCGCAAAAUGCCGAGACGGAUGAAUACUACUCGACGUGGUACGAGAUCACGGAGCGCAUCACGUUUAUGCCUGGCAUCGGGAAGAUGGGCGCCUCCAUCAUCAAGUUCAACGGCUGCUUCCACGACAUGCCGUGGGGCCUGCAAACCCACAUCUACGCCCCCAUGAACGUAGAUCUGCGGAACACGUAUCGCAUCGCCGGUAACCAGCCGGGCUUUGAGAACCCCGAGGUUCCCGAGAUUGGUCUCAAGGCGCUUGGCGCUCCCGCCGACGGGCUGUACCUGAGAGAAGACAUUGAGAUCAAGUGCAACAUCACCGUCCUCAGCUUUGUCAAGUCGCAGCUGAAGAAAGCCGGCGGCGAGAUGGUGCAGCGCAUCAUCAAGAAGGCCGAGCUGUUGGACGCGGGCGUGCUCCAGGCAAUGAUAUCUGACGGCAAGCUUAAAACCGUCAACCCAGCCGACAGGAGGAACACGGUCAGGUCACCUCUUCCAUCUCCCAUGAGUCUCCAUUAUUCGCCUUCGAUUUCCGGCACCACCACCACUGCCACACCGCCACCGCCGACUCAGUCACCAGACGUGGUUUACCAGAUUCCUCGCCCGCAAUCAGCACAGCCGGGGCAGUUGGCAUACAGGCCCGGAACUGCUGGAUCCCAGCCACCACGCAGUGGUUACAGCCAACAGCCAGCUCCGUUUGGCUAUGGCACCCCGAACGGCCCGGUAGAAAUGGCCGCUGCAGAGCCCGUUUCCUCCCUUCAAUUUGCUGUAGAAAUGCCUGGGGACUUUUAUCAUGCAUCUAGCAGUCUUCAGCCAUCACCCCUGCCACAGCAGCUGCAGCAGCAACGGCCACCGUCUCGACCAUCGUCUUGGCAGCAACAACAUCCGGACUUAUCGCUGUCCGGCCAGUGGUCGUCAGCGCCUAAUUCACGACCAGCCUCGACAUCGUCGACUGGCAGUGGCUUCCAGUCCCCUGGGUUGGAUAACAAAUUCUCCUCUGGCCUCGCGCCUCACCAAGAGACGUUCGAGGAACACCGCGACGAUGCCCUGAAGAAGCUCGACCCGCAGAACAAGCAGUCACCUCAGCACGCCCCGUACAACCCAGCCGACUAUGCCAAAGGGCCGCCCCAGCCGCAGUAUGGGCGCGGGCAAUUGGCGCAGAGAUAUAAUUACGCCCAGUAA
Messenger RNA from Lasiosphaeria miniovina, 1317 nucleotides. RefSeq lists its product as uncharacterized. NCBI's taxonomy places the organism in Eukaryota, Fungi, Ascomycota, Sordariomycetes, Sordariales, Lasiosphaeriaceae. The record is from RefSeq and is a predicted model, not a curated record. Bases 1 to 1317 code for a protein of 438 amino acids. The transcript has 2 exons.